UUACUUCUUGUAGCGCGAUGCUGGACUGGUGAAUGCUGGUGAUAAGGCUGAGCUAUAUAUCGCCCACUAGGCAAGAGGAACGGGCAAUAUAUCGCCGAGUCGCCGGCGGCGAUAGACAUGACAACUGGCUUGAAAGCCUUAAACGCCAUUGCCGUACCUAUCAAUCUCGCCUCCAAAGCCUCUCUCCUCCGCCCUUUUCACUUGCCUCAUCAGCUCCACCACAGAUUCCAUUUCCCUAUAUUGCGCUCUGCUUCUCCUUUUUUUCCACUCUGCUCACUGCCUGAAAAAAGCAGUGUGAAAGCCUUGCCUGAUGGAGCUGGUGAGGCUGUGAGUGAGGCUUCAAAGAAUGGCCUUCUUCAAGUGGUUUUAGUUUCUCCUCAGAUUCCUGGAAAUGUUGGAAGUAUUGCGAGAACUUGUGCAGCAUCUGGUGUUAAACUCCACCUGGUUGAGCCAUUAGGAUUUCAAAUUGAUGAUACAAAGCUAAAGCGUGCAGGACUGGAUUACUGGCCAUAUGUUGUUGUAAAAGUGCAUCAAUCAUGGUCUGAAUUUCAGGACUAUUUCAGCGGACAGACUGGGGACAAGAGGCUUUUGGCAUUUACUAAGAGAGGGACAACAAUACAUUCAGACUUUACCUACAGGAGGGGUGAUUGGCUUGUAUUUGGCUCAGAAACUAAAGGGUUGCCACCCGAAAUCCUGCUUGAUUGCAAGACACAACCACAUGGCGGAGGGACUCUCCGGAUUCCAAUGGUUGAAACAUAUGUUAGGUGCUUGAAUUUAUCAGUGAGUGUUGGCAUUGCUUUAUACGAAGCUUCUCGUCAAAUAAACUACGAGCAGCUUCAGUCUGAGCAAGAACCUUGUACGCAUAUAUCGUUUACUACUGAAGAUAUUUUUGCCUAGUUUUUUUUUUCUGCGCACUAUGCAAAAAUGCUUCAAUAUUCUUUUUUCUCCUUAUACGCCUGAUUUGUUAUUGUUCUCUUUGA
Molecule: messenger RNA, 980 nt
Organism: Ipomoea triloba (trilobed morning glory)
Lineage: Eukaryota; Viridiplantae; Streptophyta; Magnoliopsida; Solanales; Convolvulaceae
Product: putative tRNA (cytidine(34)-2'-O)-methyltransferase
Exons: 7
Coding region: 118-897 (259 amino acids)
Biological process (GO): wobble position uridine ribose methylation; wobble position cytosine ribose methylation
Molecular function (GO): RNA methyltransferase activity; RNA binding
Source: RefSeq, a predicted model, not a curated record